AAAAUAGUUAAUCAUCGAAAUAAGUGUUCGCCAAAUGUCAGAAGCAGCUUGUCUUUACAAAUUCUUGGAAUGCAAACACACUUCACAUGGUUAAAUAUUCUGAACAUUCGAAAUUAUCGAAUGCAACCACAAUAUUAAUUCUUAAUUAUAAAUUGUGUGAUAAAUUCAGUCUUUGAUCAGACGGUGAAUAAAUAAAAACAAACUUAUUGAGUAUAUAAUAAUUGUACACUUUUAUAGAUUUCCCAUACAACGUUCUAUCAUUCACGGGCCCACACUCAACUUGAGCUUAUCAAACUAGCCGUCAUCUAUUUUAUUUUUUAUGUUCUCUUUCAUUUUUCGUUUGGUGUUUCGAAAUUUCCAAAAGCAAUUAGAUCAGAGCAUAUGGUAUAACUUAACGGUUUGUAAGUUAGUGGGCAACUCUUUUUUUUUCUUCAAUACAUACAGUGUAGAGUUCUGAUAGUGGCCAAUACAAAGGAUGUGACAAUAAAGUGCUUUCGUAAGCAACGCGCUGGAUGGAAUAUAUGUGUACUGUGUAAUAAAAACAUUUACAUUUUUCCAAAGAUUGAAUUGUGAGGUGAAGUGAAAAGGACGGUUUUGAGCCAGAGAGAGUAAAUAGUUUGAUGGACAGCAAACGGCAUUGCAUUGACAUGAAUAUUGUACAAACAAAAUGAAUGUUGCGCCAAAUUAAAAAGACAACAAGAGUGAGCGAAAAAGAAUGAAUAGAACAACAACAAAAAACUGAACUAGAAGUGAGGACGCAAUACAGUGUGCAGAAAAUCAAUCGAAAAAAUUAAAUUAUUGAUCAAGAAAAUAGUAUGAAAUUUGCGUCGGCUAUUAAGGUAUAUUGAGCGAUACGGAUAAUCGUGACUUCAAAAAAAAAAAACGGUGAAACGGAUAGCAAACGACGACGACGACGACGACGGCCACGACGCCGUCUGUCCAUCUGUGCGGAAUUUUGAAUGAGCGCGGGUUUUUGUGUGCAUAUUAUGAAAUGUACUAUUGUAAACUAAAAUAAAGUGCAUGUCACAUUUGGCUAGCUUUUUUAUCAUUUCUUUUUUGUUUCUCUUGUAUUUUUCAUUUCGCGGUCGUUUAGAAAGUUUACCGUUUGAAGUAGAGAGAAAAAAAACGAUAAUUUUGUUUAGUUUAUUUGAAUAAUAAAAGCCCAAAAUGGUUCUCAUAAAAUUCGGCGAUAAACAAAACACAAAGUGACGUUGGUGCAUCAAAUUAAAAAAAACACACUAUCACCAACAAUAAACUAAAAAAACCGAUGUUAAUCAAUAGAUUCGAAUGAAUUUUAUGUGACAGUCAAAAUUGGUGAGACACAAAGCGAGCAAAAUGAGUGACGAUAAUCAAGAGAUUCGAGAAAAAUUGUUCGUUCGUUAUAAAAGUGAAACGUUUGAUUUAACACAAUUUGCGCAUAAACAUCCGGGCGGCAAAAAUACUCUAAGUGCAGCCUUCAAUUCAGAUAUUGAUUAUAAGUUUGAAACAGCAAUGCCUCAUUCGCAAGCCGCCAAAUACUUAUUGAAAGAAUAUCGUGUAUCAAAUCAAAUCAACAACAAUAAUAAUAAUGAUGACGUCGUCCGCGAUGGCAAUAAAUGCGAUAGUGAAAUGUCGAACAGCAAACAAAGCAGUCAUGGUGAAACUUUUGAACACAACUCAAAUGGGCGUAACAAUGUUGAACAUCUUAUAAGAACUGACGAUAGCAUGGAGCACUUGGUUGAUUGGUCACGUGGUAUGAUAGCACAAAUUGGUAGCCUUGGUUCAAACUAUACCGAAUGGGUGAAUAAGCCUGUUGAUCGACCGCUACAUUUAUUCGACACAAAUCUAUUAGAAAUGCUAACGAAAACACCAUGGUGGCUGGUGCCGACGUUUUGGAUUCCAAUAAUCAUAUUCCUGAUAAGUAUGGGCAUUGAUGACGCAUACACUAAACAAUAUGGCAAUGGAUUCAUUGUGUGGCAAUUGAUUCUCGGCGUAUUUUUAUGGACGCUAAUAGAAUAUUCGCUUCAUCGAUGGGUUUUUCAUUUGGAUGCAUCGAAUCACGGUGGCCUUGUGUGCACCCUUCAUUUUUUGUUACACGGUCUACAUCAUAAGGUGCCUUUCGAUCCGUAUCGUUUGGUUUUUCCACCAUUUCCGGCAACAAUUUUAGCAAUCAUUAUCUAUAUACCCAUUCAAAUUUUGCUACACAAUCCAAAAUUAGUAUUUGCCGGCGGAUUAACGGGUUAUUUAUGCUAUGACAUGAUGCAUUAUUAUAUUCAUCAUGGUUCUCCGUCGGGUGGUCAUCUGUACUUUAUGAAGCGCUAUCAUUAUCAGCACCAUUUUGUGCAUCAUGACAAAGGAUUUGGCAUUAGUAGUUCAAUAUGGGAUGAGGCAUUUGAUACAAAAAUCAUUCUAAGAAAACUAAAAUACCUCCUCAAAUGGUAGAAUCACGUUCCUUUCGUCCGAAUCUUUUACCUAGCUCAUAUGUUCCGCAACAACUGCAGUUAACUUAAACUUCUUCUUUUCUUUUCGUAUACAGAAAGAAAACGUUACAUUUAUUUGCAUUUAGAUUUAUUAUUCAUUUUUUUUCGACGUCUUUGUGUUAAACAAAGGUCCGCAACCAUAUAAAUAAGCAGACAACAACACCAAGGAAAAUCUGCAAUAAAAAUAAAGCGACGCAAAUUGCCGGCUAGGUAUGCCAUCUGCUUAUUCAUGUUAAAUGCCGAUCUUUUGGUGUUAAUAAUAAUCUUAAACAUUAAAAAUUCAGGUUAUUAACAAUAUAAUAAUGAGUGAGAAAAUGCUUUUUACACCGUUUCUAAGUACUGUUUGUGUUUUUCUCUUGUCAUAAGUACAACCGUUUGUUAAAUAUAAGAAA
Messenger RNA from Contarinia nasturtii (swede midge), 2851 nucleotides. It is a transcript of the gene Fa2h, whose product is annotated as dihydroceramide fatty acyl 2-hydroxylase FAH2. Gene Ontology annotation, biological process: lipid biosynthetic process; fatty acid metabolic process. The coding region runs from base 1336 to 2421 and encodes 361 amino acids. Gene Ontology annotation, cellular component: membrane; endoplasmic reticulum. NCBI's taxonomy places the organism in Eukaryota, Metazoa, Arthropoda, Insecta, Diptera, Cecidomyiidae. The record is from RefSeq and is a predicted model, not a curated record. The transcript is spliced from 6 exons. Gene Ontology annotation, molecular function: iron ion binding; fatty acid 2-hydroxylase activity.